This is a messenger RNA of Bipolaris maydis ATCC 48331, 1011 nucleotides long. The record is from RefSeq and is a predicted model, not a curated record. NCBI's taxonomy places the organism in Eukaryota, Fungi, Ascomycota, Dothideomycetes, Pleosporales, Pleosporaceae.
AUGCUCACACUUGGGCCGGCGUGCAAGAGCUCCGUGCGUCUGACGUCGACGUUCGCGCUGCGUGGGCCAAGACGUCCCGUCCCAACGCCCAUUGUGCCUCCGGCCAACUGGCGCCGUGCAACCGCUGUCAAGGCCCCUCGUCUCCCAACGGUUGCCAGCCGUCACAGUCGCAGCACUCGCUCGUCGCUCGGAAAAGGGGCCCAGCGCCAGGAGCCAGCAGCCAGCAGCCAGCAGAGGGCCCUGGAUAUUGAUUCCCGUCCUGCCCUUGCUUGCUUACCCACCGCGGACACUGCGGACCUUCAUAACCGCCGCGCCGCCGCCACUUAUCAUGCCAGUCGCUUGCUUGUACACCGUCGACACCGACACCGACGCUGGCACAGGCAUGCGCACUGCACUGCGCUGCGCUGCACUGCACUCACAGCACCACGACGCACGGCUCCCAUGGCUUCCCGCAGCCGAGCCGCGCCUGCAUCUGCAAAAUCAUACCAGAACCACGACUGCGGCGGUCGGGGCCCCUGGUGCCAGCACACACUCGCUCUCGACAAUACUUACUUUCCGCCUGCCACUUACUCGACCUUGGGACUCCCGCCGCUGAUAAGCUGCAGCGAUCGGCCUGCCGUGCCCCAGCAUGUGCCUUUUUGCCAUGGCCCAUGUUGCCAAGCCCUGCCGCAACCCUCGCCUCAACCAUCCACUGCUUGCCACUUACUCUACCUCUGCUCUGCUGCAUGUGCCUCCGACCCUCUGCCUCGCCCGUGUGCCUCUGUGGUGCGCAAUGUCGCCUACACGCCCAUCGCCUCCAGGCCUUGCACCAAGGCCCACUCCACUGCCGUCAUCGACAUCUCGCUUGAGGAGGGAGGGGUGCUGGUGCUGGUGCUGGUGCUGGUGCUGGUGCUUGUCCUUGUGGCUAGACCGAGUCUGGCCGCCCCACUGCCCGAUCCAGCUCGACUAGUAGAGUACGCACAGCAGCAGCAACAACAACAACAACAACAACAACAACAUCGCCUGCUCUGA